Messenger RNA from Odocoileus virginianus texanus, 1248 nucleotides. RefSeq names its product 5',3'-nucleotidase, mitochondrial (gene NT5M). Gene Ontology annotation, biological process: pyrimidine deoxyribonucleotide catabolic process. Gene Ontology annotation, cellular component: mitochondrion. NCBI's taxonomy places the organism in Eukaryota, Metazoa, Chordata, Mammalia, Artiodactyla, Cervidae. Gene Ontology annotation, molecular function: 5'-nucleotidase activity. The record is from RefSeq and is a predicted model, not a curated record.
GCGCCGCGCGCGUCCGUGCGCUGCCCGCACCCCGCGCGCCCCGCGCCCGGCCCCCAGGCCCGCAGUGUCUUCUCCCGCAGUCAUGGCCCCGGUGCCCGCGAAGAGCGCCCGCCUGGGGCCAUGAUCCGCCUGUGCGGUUGGUGCUCGCGGAGGCCCCGCGGCGCGGCGGGGCCGGCAGGGCGGCGCUGGGCGUCGGGUGGGCCUGCUGGCCGCGCCCUGCGAGUGCUGGUGGACAUGGACGGCGUGCUGGCCGACUUCGAGGGCGGCUUCCUCAGGAAGUUCCGCGCGCGCUUCCCCGACCAGCCCUUCAUCGCGCUGGAGGACCGGCGCGGCUUCUGGGUGUCGGAGCAGUACGGCCGCCUGCAGCCCGGGCUGAGCGAGAAGGCCAUCAGCAUCUGGGAGUCUGAGAACUUCUUCUUUGACCUCGAACCUCUCCCAGGGGCUGUGGAAGCCGUGAAACAGAUGGCUAACCUGGAGAGCACUGACGUCUUCAUUUGCACGAGCCCCAUCAAGAUGUACAAGUACUGUCCCUUCGAGAAGUAUGCCUGGGUGGAGAAGCACUUCGGCCCUGACUUCCUGGAGCAGAUCGUGCUGACCAGAGACAAGACCGUGGUCUCCGCUGACCUCCUCAUAGAUGACCGGGUGGACAUCACAGGGGCCGAGCCGAACCCCAGCUGGGAGCACAUCCUGUUCACAGCCUGUCACAACCGCCACACACAGCUGCAGCCCCCCAGCCGCAGGCUGCACUCAUGGGCAGAUGACUGGAGGGCGAUUCUGGACAGCAAGCGGCCCCACUGAGCUGGGCUGAGCCCUGGCCCUGUACUUGCCUGGCCGGGCCCUCCACGGACCUCAGUGCAGGGUGGGCCCAGGGGCCUGGACAGGACACCGGGCGCCCAGGCCAACCUCAGGCCUCUGGUCUGGGAGGAGCUGGGGCAUUGUUUGGUGGGGCAGUCCUCCCCUCCCUCAGGGAAGCCCCCUCCCUGCCGGCAGCUACCUGGUCUGAGGACGAUGCAGGAGCAGAUGGUUGAGCGGCCCCUCUGAACCUCAGCCCCUGCCGCCUGCCCGACACCCAGUGGGGUCUCCCCCAGGCACCUGCCUGGAUCCAGCAACAUGGUGCGAGUUCCAGGUCAUGCUGGCCUCAUGCAGGGGGUCUCACAGCCCGGCCUCUGACUGGCUGGAGGGCUUGGCCCCCACUCCAACCUGGGGGUUCGCGGAGGCAUGAACAAUAAAUGCUGUUCUUAGUCCCCA